Ornithodoros turicata is the source of this 10556-nucleotide messenger RNA. RefSeq names its product zinc finger FYVE domain-containing protein 26-like (gene Sptz). Gene Ontology annotation, cellular component: centrosome; lysosomal membrane; midbody. The record is from RefSeq and is a predicted model, not a curated record. NCBI's taxonomy places the organism in Eukaryota, Metazoa, Arthropoda, Arachnida, Ixodida, Argasidae. Gene Ontology annotation, molecular function: metal ion binding; phosphatidylinositol-3-phosphate binding. The transcript has 47 exons. Gene Ontology annotation, biological process: mitotic cytokinesis; regulation of cytokinesis; double-strand break repair via homologous recombination. The coding region runs from base 116 to 8422 and encodes 2768 amino acids.
UGGACGAAAGUUUUUUCAGAUAUGUUUGGUGCUUCGUUUUGAUUUCGCGGCCGCUAAAUGGAGCUCGGAAGCUUUUCGAUCUCUUAAAUGCAAGCCAUGACCAGCCGUAGUAAUCAUGGGCGAUGAAGAGCAACAGAAUUUUGACUAUGACGAUGUGAUUGCAUCAAAUGCCAAUCUGUUGACAGAAUUUCGCUGUCACGUGUACCUGGGACAGUGGGAGUUGGCAAGAGCUUGUGCUUUGACUGUACUUCGGGCACCAUACACUACAGAUGAAGAUAGGCAGUUUGUCAGAAACUAUGUCAAGGAAUUGGCUGUUUGUCCAGAAGCGGUCAGCACGUGUGCAUCGCCAUCAGUCAUAUCUCCGCAUCACUUGAGUUGGCGUGCGAGCAAGUUCUUGGAAGAAAAUUUCCCAGAAGAGGACGCUUCGGGCCUGAAAAAUCAUGCAGAGUUUAGAGUUCUGCUACACCGUGUGGGAAAAACAUACCCUGAAGAGUGCCGUGAGGAACUACACAGACUUUACAGAGAAGCAAGUUCUAGUCGCAGAGCUCUUUCCAUUGAGAGCUGUACCUGCCUAUACAAUUCGUUACUGGAAUCCACCUAUGAAACAUAUCUUUUUCUUACAUUCCUGCUCCAAGCAUUACCCGAAGACCACGAGUCAGCCUUUCAAAUCCGACGAAUUUACCUGAAAGCCGAGCUUCACCUGCUCAAACAACUGAAGGUCUCCUGGUCAAAAUCUCAGGACACGGCAUCAAAUGUCCAAAAGGCUGCCUUACACAUCUUAUCGCUGAUACCUGAAUCCACUUUAGAAUCUCUCGGCGUCUGUUCCGAAUCGAAAACGUUGCUCGAAACAAUUUUUGCGGAUCUGAUUGAUCUCUUGAAUAGUGGUGCGCUAAAGGAAGGUGAAGUAUUUGGAAGCAUGGUAUGUCGGAAGACGCCACGGUUACUGCAGGUAUUUUCCGACAAGUUGAACGACUGCAAAGGGCGUCGGAAAAUAGUGCAACCAAACGAAGGCGUUGAAGAUUAUACUAGGUUGGCCGUGUCACUGCAAACUGGAGAGUUGGAUAUCAAGGAAGCUUUCUUGAAAUCUGUGAUUUCUGGUGAACACUUUGCGAGGACACUUACGAAAUAUGCUGUCCAGAAGAUAAUUCAGGGCGAUGUGGAAACAGCAAAACGUCUCUUCACGAACCAGCUUUUAUGUAACUUGUUUCCUGCAGCACUUUACCUUGCCUGGAGCAAGGUCUCUUCAGAUGCAUCUGCUCAGAAUGUGAUGCAAGCUGUGCAAGAUUCUAAGGGCUGGGUUUGUCCAGACCAAAUCCUCCAGAAUCUCCUGGAACGAAUGCAGUACAAUUUGACGGUAACACGGUGGAUCCUUAACGUGUACAAGGAGAGGAAGCCAGACAUUGUUAAAGCUCAGGAACGGAGCUUCCUCAGAAACACGUACGACAUGCUUCUUCGUUUGUCUCCCCUGGCAGUCCUCCACAAAACGUUGGGCUUGAAACAUCUCAACAGGGAUGAUGUGCAGGAAUUGCUGGAAUCAGCACCUAUGAAAGAAAAAAUGCAUGGGCCAGGAGAAGCAAAGGCGCAAACAAGAUCGUCCACACCUGACGGUCAAGAAGAAACAUCCGAAUGUAGAAGUAACUCGCCUGAUGCAGUUCUGUACCGUGGCUAUUUGGCAUUACAGCGUGCUAUGGAUGCAUUCUACGUGGCAGUCCUUCUAAACAGCACUACUUCAUGUGACAUAAGUACUCUGUCUGCAGCACAUACAGAUGAUGCCGAUGGCAACAACAUUGAGCUCUGGGAACUAGCUCACGAUUCCGAAUCUGUUGCUGCAGCAGUGGAAGAACAUGGGUUCUCUGAGGUGUACAGGCACACUGUGCUUGCCCAACUGCAGCAUUUUCAAGAGGAAGUCAGUGCUGUGCACCCCCUUACAUUUAGACUGGAACUGUUGGAAGACACCUUUUCUCUUCUCUUUGUGACCCAAGCAGAUAUGAGGGACGACCAGGACAAGUCUACUGCAGAAGACACUGAUUAUAACUGUGAUAGUGAUGAAGAAUUGAACGGGACAUUCGUUGACGAGAGCUUUGCGGUGGCUAGAGAUGUACAGGGCAAAGUAGAGAGGCGUCCUUCUGCAAGCAGGCAGGCUGGCGGUGACGGUGUUUCCACAAAAGGAAGCACAGCGAGCAGCAGUGGUGGAGGGUACGAUGCUGGCGGUGUCAGUGGUGCUGGCUUCCUCUGUCCACAUUUCUUGGUGCCUGACAUUCUUCGCUGCCUCAGCAAUGCAAUCAUUGCCACACAAGCGACGGCCUUUGCAGUUGGAGCCACUCGGGACAAACCUGUGAUGGAAGACCCAUCUCCAGUCAUGUCAACGUGCAUCACGUGGAAAGAGUUCCCGACAAGGCUCGAGGCCUUGAACAAAUACGUUGUAGAAGCUCAGUGGCGCUAUGACCUGGUUGCUUCAUCAUCCGACUUCGGCAAACACUCACGGACGUUCGGUGCCCCAUCUUCACUUCAAAGGGCAGACAAGACUGAAUCCAGAAGACACAGAAGAAGAAGGAAACGGAUGUCAAUCACCCACAUUAAUUCGGAUGGUGCGACGGUUAUUGAGAAGAUGUUGUCUACAUUUGAAGCACUUCUGAGGCACUGUCUCUGGCAUGGAAACUACCGGAAAGCUCACCAGAUUGUCGAGUUACUAGACCUUGGCAGUAGUCCCGACGCUCAGGAGCUCUUAUUCUGCGAAGGCCUCUUGGAACUUAAGCAACACCUGGCUCAAAACUCUGGUACACCAUCCCCACACCCACCUUUGGACUUCUCCAAAGCAUCUACCGUCUCCGCCGAAAUGGGACGAGCUGCUCAAGCAGGUCUGCGUCUCACUUCAGCUACCAGCCUUGUAGACCGAUUUUUUGGAUCAGUGACUGUGCCGUGCAUCUCCGAAGCUGAGCAAGUCCUGCGGUCCUCACCCGAAGAGCAACCUUCCGCUGCCCGCUGGCUCGUCUCCGAAUAUGGUGGUGGUGGCCUGCGUGCUGCAGCAAUUGCUGAUCUGGCAAUCACUGGGAAGCUUCCCUGUGAUGUUUCAGAACGCAUCUUGGCAAUGGCGAAAAACCAGCAUCACUCGGAUGUAAAACACGUUCCUAGUGGUACAAAGUGGCGAGGGCUCUCGGCAACGAUCGACAGGAUACGACAGCUCUUGCAAGAGUCCAGCGACGUGGAAGUGUCCGGAGGCAUGGACAGGAUGCUGUUUGCACCUGGAGCAACAAACACUUUGACAGACUUGCUGUGCGGUUACAUAGGGGACAUGGAUCCAAGAGUGUUACGUGUGCAGCGCCGUGCAUUACGAGAGUUGGGGGAACAGUUCCACGAGGUGAAAUUGCUGCUGAAAGCAUCUGAGGCCUCUACCGAGGGGCGCCCCGACAAGAACAAGCUGCACAAAGCUUUCUUUCAACUGACUGAGAUGUCAGGAAAGCCACUGCGAUCCCAACUUCCCUUUCUCCCAGCUUUCCGCUUUGACUACUUCAGGUGCACCUAUGCUCACGUGCGACAGCUUCACAAAGCUGUCUGUGAUGUGGCACGGCAAGGAAGGUUGAAAGUGAAGCGACCUGGCGGGAACUACUUUUGGGUGUUGAGUCAGAGUCCAUCCGCACUUCUGAGUGACAUGAUAUUCAAAGAUGAGAUUCAUCCAGUCCGAUUGGAAGAGCUGGCAAAGCGGAUGAAGAUAAACUUGGUCCAAGUUAUUGCCAAAGCAUGCUGUCCUCAAAUUGAGUUACGGUGCUGUGACAACAUAUCUGAGCUGCCCAAAGGAUCCGUACAGUCAGACCUAGAAAUCAUGAAUGAAAGCUCCAGUCCUUGUGCUACAACUAGUCAUCCGAACUACGUUGUCAAGUGCCUUCUCCGAGACCUCAUCGUACUCCUCAAAGCACAGUGUGACUUUGGCGAGUGUGUAGUUACACUGCGUGAUGUGCACCAACUCGGAAACUCUUCAGAGUUUGCGGACUGGGCGAGUCGCUGUGCGGAACUUGGGUCCGUCGACUUGGAGCAGCUGAGUGACAAUGUCAGCCGUCUUGCCUUUUUUCUUAACCUCGUCAACCUUGUCACCCUGCACGUUGCAAUAGUACAAGCUUCUGGACUAGAUGCUCGUGACGUGGAAGCAACACAUUUUGUGCCCAUCACAUCUCCGUACGCUCAUCAAAGGCUCAUUGAAGAGAUGCAUUGUGGGUACCGAGUGGGUCAACUUGGAGUCGUGACGUUGUUUGAACUCAAACGCCAGAUUCUGUUUCAAGGCUACCCUCUCGAUGAUAUCAGUGGUGACGAUUUUCUUUUGUCUCUUCUUGAGGAGCUGCAUGCAAAGGCAAGCAACAAGUACAGUCCAAAUAUUCACCCCAAAGUUGUGUAUUCUCUUGUGCAAGGAAGGAUAUCCGAUCCUAAACUUGAGAUUAUCAACCCAGAGACACUAGAAGAGCAGUUUCAGAACGCCGUGGCUCGUUGCAUGGCGCAAAUAAAGGCUCUGUCUACCGAUGGAAAGCGUAAGAUUAUAUUUCCGUGGCAAAUGAAGUUCUUCAUUAAUACCAGGAUAGACUUAGACGAGAGCUCUGAAGAGCUGCGGGAUUCUCUGCAGCGACUGGUUCCUGAAGGAUUUCUCGUGGAAUUUGAAAAAGAAAAGCCCACUUUUGGAAUUGUGCUAGAUCUUCCCAUACCACAAGAUGACUUGCAGUCCGUGGACAGCAGUGUUCGAAUUCCACCAGCUGUGUUGUCAUACCUCGAAAAUCGAAGCCCUCUGCUGGGACAAGUAAUUAAGUUCAUGCAGCCAAAGGUCGCUCAGCAGUUCCACAUUGGAGACGGAACUCACAGUCAAAGCCCCUUAGAAAAUCUCCUGCGCCAGUAUUACACAAUAUGGGCUCAGCUGGCAACCCAAAGUGGACAUGGCCCAUGGCUCUCUCUAGCCCUUGAAGGACGUGCAAGCGGAAAUCUCAUCUGGGAGGCCCUGCAAGGGGCAGCAGCCCAGAAGGACGCUGUUUCUGCUCUUGCCCUAUUGGACCUAGCAGAUGCAGUGGAAGGACUCCAACAGCAUCCGGACUUGAUGGCAUACCAGCAAGCGCUUCUGUGGAUGUUGGCAUCUCAGUCUGGAGAAGAGAGCAGUGAGAGCGCUGGUACAGUCGCAGACCCCUGGCGAUAUGCACUCUGCAUAAGGGACUUGAACUCUAAGGCAGAGUGUGUCCUUGCCAAUUAUAUUCGCUGGCCAGACAACCAUGGAGUGUCUACACUUAAGAAGGUGCUAGCAGAGUGUUCACCAGAGUCACAAUCGAGUCUCCACGAGAGGUUAUCAAGGGAGCUCUUCAAGAUCACCCUCUACAAAGAGAUUAAAGAACAACUCACGGACACUUCUCACGGUGCAUUUGGAUCUUGGAGGGAUGUCGCACGCUACUCGCUCUCGGAUCCGGCUUUGGUCCUCGAGCAGCUGAGUGACGGCGGAUGUUACGAGUGUGCAACCCAGUGGGCCGACCUCCACGAUGUUCCCUUGCACUGUCAGGCUGUUGUCACUGAGUUGCGAGUGUUGAAUCAUCUUCAUAGGGAUCCUCCUGAUUCCAGUGCCGCAUUCCAGAUCAUUUGCAGUGCAGAAACUGAAGAAGCGUCAUUUCUUCUUUGCCAAAAUGCACUGCGGAAACUUGCGAAUGGCCAGGGGAAGAUCGACGCUCUGGACUUUGUCCUCGAUAAGUACAGCCAUUGCCUCACUGAAGAAACUGCUUUGAUGUAUCAGAAACUCUGCAUAGGUCUCCGUAUGUUCAUCUGCAUAAGUCCUCGCAAACGUGAUGAUUACGCAGACCUAGUCAGCUGCCCGACAUUCCUUCUUGAACAGCUUCUAAUGAACACAGAGAUUGACUGCGUCGGAGAAUGCUUGAAACUUAUUGCGCCUUUUCUCGAAAGAGAAGGAUCUCCCUUGACAAGAGCUAUGGCGGACGGAUAUCUCGAGAAGUACGCUUCAAAAGCCCUGGAGCUACUUCUUUUGCCAACGUCUUCGUCGGAGCCUGACACCACAUUACCGUCUUCAGGAACCUCCGCAUCGCCCCAGGGUCAAAAUGAGACCUUUGUGAUGCCUGCAAAGCCACCUCCCACGAAUGAAUGGAUCCCAGAUGAGAAUGUGGCACGUUGCAUGGUGUGUCAAGAAGAACACUUUGGUGUUUUCAGCCGACGUCAUCACUGUCGACGUUGUGGUCGUGUCGUAUGCUCAUCUUGCUCGCAACAGACCAUGUGUGUAGAAGGCUAUGGAAAAAGGAAUGUUCGUGUUUGCGAUGAUUGCUUUGAGCAGACUACAAACCCACCAAGUCUCGGUGUGGAAGCCAUUCCACCUGAGCUACCUCCGAGUCAAGGACUGCGGUACAAUCCAAAUGAUUCUCCAUCUCCAUCAGCGCUCAGACCACCGAGAAAGUCAACACCCUUGCAAGCGGCGUCUCGAGAUGAUAGCUCAUCGAAGGGAAACGCAGCAUGGAUUCUUCAUGUUGACGAUGAAGAAAAUGUGUUCACACGUGAGCACUUUUACUAUGAACGUGCACCAAGCGUGUCGUUAUGUCUUUCGAUAUUGGCAAGGCACUCUUCAUUGACGAGGUGUUCAUCUUUCAUCUUGUCCCUCUGUGAUAACCUCUUUACUGUCUUAGCGCCGAAAGCAGCCUGUGAUACUUUAGUGGACUAUGGCCUUAUCAUCAGCAUCAUGCAUUCUUUAAUGCUGAACGCCAAAGUGAAAUGUGAAGAGGCUGGCCACAGUGUAGGAGUGGAGUGGUGCGAAGCUUAUUUGAGAAGAUUGGAUAUCGUGCAGCUCAUGGUGACCAAUAACUGUCAGCACCUCAUACCUGAUGAAAUGUUGCUCAGCAAAACAGAAGCAGGCGGUGGCCUUGACCCCAAAUGCUACUGGCAGCCAGAGCGCAAGUUGCGUGAUCGCCUCACUGAAGCAGAACGUAUGGAACUGGCACUCGAAGUGGCCACCAAGUGCAGACUGGAAAAGUCAGGAAUUUUUGCUUCCUGGGGACUGGCAUUGCUGAGGGUUGGUGACUGGGCUGCAGCGAGGGAAAAGUUUUCUCUUUGCCUCCAGAGACCCAAAGAGCGUGGUAAAUCAGCUGUCGAAAAUCCAUUACUACAGGAGAUAAUAGCCAGCCUGGAGAAGUCAUCGUACGCAGGACAUAGCAAGGCUGCAGCCGUGUUCUGUGCGAUAGGGAGCCUUAGAAGCAUCAGGGAUCCAAACAUUGAGGUUAAAUUUUCCACAACCGAACUGAAGUCACAAGUAUUCAGUGAGUGCAAGUUCUACCUGGAAAGAUAUGGCACACAUCGCUCCAUGCUGGAAUUCCUACUAAGGCAUCAUGAGAUUGAGAUCACACUAAAAUACUUCUUGGCUGAGAACUGUGAAUCCGAGCUUCUUGCCGAAAAUGUGAUUGUGCCAGCUUUGGAACGGGGCGACAUAGAACAGGUCUUAAGCGGAAUUAAGAGACUGGACCCAACGCUUAUUCAGUUCUGGCCAUCCCUUUUGGUCACCUGCAGACAUCUCCAACGGAAUGGACUUUUUCACUGUCUUUAUCACAUGCAACUCUUCAUGGAGGAUUACAUACGUGCUGCUAUGACCAGCAUUCAGUUCUUUGAACGACCACCAACAAAGUCAUACUCUGACCUUCAUGGGAGGCUACAGCACUUGGCAAAUGCAAGCAAGCACUUUGAAGCCUACCUAGAAAAGUAUGCAACACAGGCGAGCAAGCAGAAGAGCACUACUGAGAGACAAGUGCUAGAAAUGCCACCUAACGAAGUCUCCAGGCACUUGAGCAUGGUGAAGCUACAGGUGGAGGUGACCCGGUUCUUGCAUUCGCGUGAGACUGAGAACGAGCUGAUACUUCCCAUUGUGGAUAAUGGUGGCAGAGACGCUACAGGAAGUUGGAGCAUUCCAACCCUGUUUGGAAGCAUCGCAAGGAAGUGCGAACUGACGUGCCUGAUCCUCACAAAUGGCAAGACAGUCGAUGAGGGCUUUGGAAUCGCGUUCCGCAUCAUAGAGGAGCAUCUUCUCAGCGGUGCCCAGAUCUUCCAACGUACCAGCAGCCUGCUUCAGCAUUUUCGAGGAGCAGCACAAGUGAAGCGUUUAGUGGACUGCAUCGCGACUUGUGGAUAUCCAAAGAAAUACGAUGUGGAUGCAGUGGUGAUGGUUGCCGUCAAAGUAAUUGUUAAUCAGGACGAGGAGAAAAAGGACUUGGAAAUUCUGGUAAAGUGCCUCAAAUCAGACGUCAACAAGAUUGAAGCCUACAUGCUGGCUGGCCGACUGAAAUCCGCCUAUCUGUUAGCCGUUCGGCAGAACAGGACAGAGCACAUCCGACGCAUCAUGGCUCUCGCUGAGGAAGCCAAUCAGGAGAGCAUUCGUGCCAUUUGUGAAAAACGGCUCCAGGCGCUCGAGCAGAGGUGAUGCAUCUCGUCACGUCUCCUAGUUUUUUUUACCUUAGUAUCCAAUAAGUACAAAGCAUGUUGAACAUGUCAGAAAGAGAAAAAAUUCCUGUAAGGGUUGCACAGUAUCUGCCAUAUGCAUCUUAAAGGGGUGCUAAAGUGUAACAGUUUCUUCUCGUGGAAUAAAAGACUGUUACCUUGACACCAACACAAAAGGAACGGGUUUCAUCCAUUUCAUCGUUCGUGACUUAUGAACGAAAGAAACCCCAAUUCGCGCUUUCCCCGCUUCUUCUCCUUCUCAAGAAGACCAGCAAUGAGGAACAGACUCCCAUUGGCCUCCUCAAACGAUUUAUCCAAUCAUUGUGCGAGAUCGUUUCAGGAGACCAGUCCGAGGCUUCUUCAUGUUGUCGCACCUCAUGAGGAGGAGAGGGGGAGGGAAAGCGUAAAUUGCGGUUUCUUUUGUUCGCAAAUCAUGAAUGAACCUCGCUCCUUUUAUGUUGGUGUCAAAGUAAUGGCAUCUUUCAUUCCAUGAGGUAAUUUUCUUUUCCAUUUUAGUGCCCCUUUAAUGACUUGAGAAGCAUUAUGUACUUAAAGCAUCAGUAGAGAAGCGUCAGCCAGUGCUAAGUGCAGCACUUAUUCUUUUUUUUCCAAAUCCUGGAGUUAAAUUUUAUUUGCAGUUUCCAUUUCGAAGAAACAUAGAGAGAAUGUCUGUAUGAAUGAAUGUAUGUAGAACAGUACCAUUGAAUGCGUGUUGCCAACACUGUUCGUAGUGUGGGGACUAUAGCAUCUCUAACAGCCACCUCAACGGUUAGUGGUGCGUCAGAAACACCACGACUUACUCCUAGAGCCUUGUGUUUUCGGGUUUUAUGUUUUCUGAAAAUCAGGGUGUAGAAGUCGUUUUUCUUUUUUUCAGGAGCUAUAAAAUGUGGUCAAAUCGGCUGAUAUAGUGUGGAAAAGCAGAUUUUUGGGUCAAAAAGAAAAAAUGUGCUCUUCUCAUCUUAGAGAAACAAGACAUGCAGAAUGGCCAUGGCCAUGUGCGAUGUGCCAUAGCAUUCACCAGUACCCAUAUUAGUGGCUGAAUUGGCACUCUGCCAAGUUUUGUUUUUAGGGUUCUGCCCUAAGUGACGGUGAUGUAAAUCGCGGGGCAAAAACAGGUUUUACCAAGUUUAUCCCUAAAACACGAGGCCCUACCUAUUCACACAAGACACACAUCGGAAGAGCAGCUACUUCACAAAUGUGGACAGCAUAUGAGUACGUUUACCUUUGAAACGGCGUUGGUAGUCAAAAUAGUAAGUUCCCAUGGUAACACGUCAGAAAGCAUGGGACUAAAGGCACUGCAACGCCAUUCAACACGCUUCCUUCUUGGGAUAGUUUAACUGCUCAUUGUAUAAAUUUGAGGAUAACUACAUGCACCUGUCCCUACUAUUUACCUGGUUGUGAGAUGUGCAAUCUGGAAAUAUGUCAAUACCUGGAUAGCAAUGCAAGGCAUAUUUAUGCUUCAUAUUCCUCCCUUGGUAUAGGAUGAACUGUAUUAUAAUGCAGGAUAUGCUUACAGGAAGCAGUGCAAUUUUUGUAUAGUACCUUUAAUUAUUCCUACAUGCAGUAAAUGUAUUCUGCAAAAGGGUGCCUUAAGCUUGAAGGGUAGAAGCCGAUUUUGUGCAGAGAAAUUAAUGCCCAUUUGGCACAGUACCUGUGAUUCUGCGAAUGCUCGCAGCUGGGAAGCAACUUGCUGCAUGUACCUUAGUGCAGUUCAUGCUGUUCUGUAUGAUACAUAGAAAAUACCUCUACUUACAUGCAGCUAUGUAAAUGGGUACCUAUCAUAUGUCUAAUAUAGUACCACAAAUGUUUUGUAAUCUGCAUUACAUCACACCAAUAUGAUGUAGUUCUGGAUACUACCUCAGGGUGAUAUCAUGAUAAGAUAGUAAGAUAUAUAUAUAUAUACAUAUAUGUGUGUACAUGAUUUUGUGCAUGUUAUAGUGCCAUAACUACAAGGGGCAUGAAAUGUGCAGAGUGCUUAUUGUGUACUUCACUUACGACUCUUAUUUUUGUGGUUCUACGAUUGUGUGUGAACCUCAGAAAGGCAGUCGGUUUGUCUUCUCGGUGACUCUUUUUUGUAAUUGAGAAACUCUAGCAUGCAAUAAAGAUAACAAACGGCA